AUGCAAAAUCCACUUCAUUAUUGGUUUUCAGACUCAGCCCUGUCUAAUAAAAUUCCAAACAGUAAGCAAUGAUUGCACUGAGUGACAGGAAUCAAUGAUGAGCUUCCAAUCGUCAUGUCUCCUGAAGAAGCUUUAGACCCUCCAAUUACAUUUCCUCAGCUGUUUCAAAGCACAAUUCUAAAAUUCCCAUUGAAAACUGCUCUGCGAAUCAAAAAAGAUAACGAAUGAGUGUCUUGAACUUAUCAAGAAUACUACAACCAAUCAGUCCAAUUCGCUAUUUCUCUAAUCAGUUUAGGAAUUACUCAAAGGAAAGCAAUAAACAUUAUUGGAUUUAACUCCCCAGAAUGGCUCAUCUCAUUUUGCGGCUCUUUAUUAGCUAACUGCAUUCCAGUAGGAGUUUACACGACAAGUGGUACUGAAAGUUGCUUUUAUGCCGCUGAUCAUAGUGAAGCCGAACUGAUAGUAGUCCAAAAUGAAACUUAUUUGGCGAAGUAUUUAGAAGUGUGGGAAAAACUGCCGAAAAUCAAAGCAAUAAUAGUUUAUUGGCCAAAAGCUAGCCUAUCAAAGUGGAAAACUGAUACUAAAUUAAUAUUCACAUGAAGUGAAUUUAUGGAGCUCGGAAAUAAUGUAGACCCAAAUGAAAUAGAAAAUAGAAUUCAAGCUAUAAGGCCUACACAAGCAGCAACCAUUGUGUACACUUCAGGGACGACUGGGCCUCCUAAAGGAGUUUUACUAACUCCCCCCCCCCCCCUCCGUGAGCGAACAAAAAAAUUUUGUUCGCUCACGGAGGGGGGUUAAUUUUUUUUUUUUAAAAAAAAUUUAUAUAUAAAAUUUUAUAAAAAAAUAUUUUUUUCGAAAUUUAAAAAAAUCCUAAUUUGCAAAAAUUGGGAAGCAAAUAUUAAUUUAAUUUGCAAAAUUUAUGUUUUAAAACGCAAUUUGUUUAAAAUUAAACAGAAUUAGCUCUAGAUUUCAUUAUACUAAUUAUCACUUAUAUAUCAAAAUUUUUUUCCAUUAAAAUUUUUUCUAUUAAAAAAAUUUUUGUUCACUCACGGAGGGUGGGUUUUUGGUCAAAAAAUGGCGAUUUUUCUAAUGGUUUUGUUCGCUCACGGAGGGGGGGGGGGAGUAAGCCAUGAUAAUUAUAUUUGGUGUGCCAAAAGGAUAUGUGAGCGAUUUAAGCUUGAUAGAGAGGAUGAGCAAAUAAUUUCAUUUCUUCCACUAAGCCAUUCUGCAGCGCAAUGCUUUGAUAUCUUUUGCUGCAUAUUUCUAGGAGGAUGCUUAAGCUUCGCUGAUGAAAAUGCUUUGCAAGGCACCAUUGCGAAUACCGUUAAAGAAGUGCGGCCAACAUUUUUCUUUGCAGUCCCAAGAAUAUGGGAAAAGUUUGAAGAAAAAAUAAAAGAAAUGAUUUCAUCCAGCACACCUCAACAAAAAAAACUGAUAAGAUGAGCCCAAAACGUAGCUGGAAAAUCUAUGAUAUCUCAUAUUGAAAAUCAACCGCUAAAUAGGUCUUAUUAUUUAGCUAACUCUAUAUUUUUUGAAAAAAUAAGAGCUUUAUUAGGAUUUGAUAGGUGUAGAGUGUUAGCAACAGGGGCUGCUCCAUUACCACAAAGCACAUUUAAUUUUUUCUGGUCAAUAGGUUUGCAUAUAUUAAUUGGCUAUGGAAUGUCUGAAAAUGCUGCACCUAUGACUUAUUGUGGGCCAGGCCAAUGAGCCUUAAAUAGUGCAGGAAAGCCGCUCAGAGGCGCAGAACUAAAAAUAAUUAACUCAAAAAUGGAAGAAUUGCCAAUAGGAGAAAUCGGAGAAAUUUGUUUUAAAGGAAGAAACAAGUUUUUGGGCUACUUAAAAAAUGAAGUAGAAUCAAGAAAAGCCAUUGAUGCAGACGGAUUUAUACACUCAGGAGAUGAAGGAUAUGUAGAUAUAAAUGGAUUUGUGUAUAUCACUGGGAGAAUUAAAGAGCUCAUCAUAACUGCAGGAGGAGAAAAAGUGCCGCCUUUUAUAAUUGAAGAAAAGAUUAAAAAUGAAUGCAAUAUAUUAAACACUGUUUUAGUCGUUGGUGAAGGGAAAAAAUAUUUAGCAGCUUUAUUAAGCUUAAAAUAUCAGCAGCUUCCAGAUGGAUCUUAUAGUAAUGAAUUAAGCAAAGAAAUUUUAGAUGUUUUAACAUCGAUUGGAAGUGCUGCUGUAGAUAGAAAAUCAGGAGAAAAUUGUGCAGCCUUAAGAAAGUUUAUCCAAAAGGCAAUUGAUAAGUAUAAUAAGCAUGCUUCAACGAGAGUCCAUCAGAUUAAAAAGUGAGGGUAUCUUCCAUCAGAGUUUUCAAUUGCAGGAGGAGAAUAUACUCCAACGAUGAAAUUGAGGCGGCAAUUUGCUAGCAAAAAGUAUAAAGUUGAUAUUGAAAAGCUUUUUACUCAGCCUAAUAUUUAG
This is a messenger RNA of Blepharisma stoltei, 2415 nucleotides long. NCBI's taxonomy places the organism in Eukaryota, Ciliophora, Heterotrichea, Heterotrichida, Blepharismidae. The record is from the annotation of a GenBank genome assembly.